Glycine soja is the source of this 929-nucleotide messenger RNA. RefSeq names its product protein LURP-one-related 15-like. Lineage: Eukaryota; Viridiplantae; Streptophyta; Magnoliopsida; Fabales; Fabaceae. Bases 166 to 759 code for a protein of 197 amino acids. The record is from RefSeq and is a predicted model, not a curated record. The transcript is spliced from 3 exons.
UUGAUAUCAAUUAUUCUCACAAUACAACUUGUCAAGGAAGGAAAUUUAAGAAAAUCACAUAGCACACACACACAAAAAAUGUAAAUGUUAUUUCAGCUUAGUUAGUAGUACUGUUCAAAAGUAACAAAAGACUCUGCCUCGUUCCAACACUCACCUUCCUUUGCAAUGGCAAACCAAUUCUCAGUUAUCAGCCCUUCCUAUUGUGCUCCUUAUGCUCUCAAUCUACAAAUUAAUACAGAGAAAGGUGUCACUUACGACAUAAACGGUAACCCUGUCUUUUAUGUAAAAGAUGCUUUAUUCACUCUUCACGAUCGUCGUGUCUUGUAUGAUAAUCAAGGAAACUCCAUCGUAACUCUAUACAAGAAGAAUAUGACGUUGCAUGGGCGAUGCCAAGUUUUCAAGGGUAAAAGCAACGAUUCCUCUGAAUUGCUCUUUUCGGUGAAGAGAUCGUCAAUGAUCCAGUAUAGUGUGAUGAAAUUAGAUGUCUUCCUCGCUAACAACAGAAAUGAAAAUGUUUGUGAUUUUAGAGUCAACUUUUGUAGAGAUAAAAGCUCAUGCAUUGUUUAUGCUUCUGAAUCUCCUACAAUUGUUGCCACGAUGCAGAUUAAUGGCGGCCUCAAUGUUUUGGUCUAUCCCUACGUGGACUAUGCAUUCAUUGUGGCACUACUUAUGAUUGUUAACGAGAUGAAAGAUUAUUAUGAUGAACUGAUGGAUGUGGCCUUAGGAGUGACAUUUGCCGCAUUGGGUAAUAUAAAUUAAAUUAAUUAGGAGCUCCCAAAUAAGUUUACUCAGAUUAUAGACCAGAUUAAUAUUAAGUCUUGGGCUUGAUUUCAGUUAGAAUAGAUAGGGUUUGGUUUUCAUUUUCAGAAAGAAAAAAAAAAGUGUAUUUCGACUUCAAUGUAUGAAAUAAAGUUGAAAAGUUAGUAAUA